Molecule: messenger RNA, 949 nt
Organism: Achroia grisella
Lineage: Eukaryota; Metazoa; Arthropoda; Insecta; Lepidoptera; Pyralidae
Exons: 1
Coding region: 44-820 (258 amino acids)
Source: RefSeq, a predicted model, not a curated record
ACAACAAGUUCUAAAUCACUAGAAAUCCAAUAUCACUUUUAUUAUGGAUAACUACACACAAAUCCUAGAAAACCAACAAAGUUUUGAAGCCAACUUAUCAAAGAGGAUGCUUGAAUUUGAGCAAAGGCUCAACCAGACGACGCCCGAUUACAACAAAACAGUGGCUGGUAUCUCAGAUGAGUUUCAAUUGUUCAAACGGGAAACCUUGAGUAUCUUUAGCCUCCUUCGCCAACAAAUAUCUGGUCUUGUUGAUGCUAUUGAUGUCAUGGAGAUGAGACACCGUAGGAAGUACCUACUAAUUGGCGGCAUCUCUGAAGAUGUUAAAGAUGAUAAUUUGGUAGGCUUUGCAUCUCAACUCAUAAGGAAUCAGCUAGAUUUGCCACAAGUAACUGUUGACAAGCUGACUGUGUGUCAUAGACUGGGCAAGCAAAGUCAGGGGAAGCCACGGCCCACACUGGUUCGGUUUGCGGAGGCCACCCUUAAGUCUGUAAUAUGGAAGAAGACGGGUUUUAGGGGAACUCCAUAUUCUUUAUCCGAAUUCCUCACUCGCAGGCGGCAAUCUCUCUUUCUUCAAGCGAGAGAACGGUUCGGUAUGAGAAAGUGUUGGACAUUUGAUGGCAAUAUAAAUGUUUUAACGCCUGAUGGCUCGAGACAUCGACUUCGUGGUGAAGAGGAUCUAGUCAGGCUUGCAGAGAGCAUGGAAGAUCUGAAGGAUGGCUAUGGUGUCGCAGUCGCAGCUGAAACCGAUUGUGGGCAGUCAUCGAAUGCUUCUCCAGAGGCUCGUGGCAAGAAGACAAAGCGAGCAGUCAGGAAGAAAUGAGUCUUCAUUGUAUGACAUUAUUGUUCUAGUUCCCAUUUUAAUUUCUCAUAUGUAUUCCCUAUUUAUUGCGCACUAAGUAUUACCCUCAAAUUUGUUUAUAAUUUGAAUCUUCAAUUUUAAAGAAUUCAG